AACAUAACUGGUGAUGUUGAUGUGACAAACAUCAGAGGGAUUGGAUUUGAUGCAACAUGUUCAUUGGUUGUCCUGGAUACAAGUUUUCAUCCUCUCUCCAUCAGCACAUCAGGUGACAAUGAUCGUAAUAUCAUAAUGUGGAUGGAUCACAGGGCACACAAACAAGCGAACUUCAUCAACUCAACAAAACAUGAUAUUCUGAAAUAUGUGGGUGGUGCUAUCAGCUUAGAGCAAGAGCCGCCAAAGUUACUAUGGCUCAAACAGUUUUCAUUGCUACAUUCUCAAGAGUGUCUAGCAAUGUUUGCUUUGGUAUUUUCAUUAUUGAGACAAGAUAUCCCUUGGAACAACCAUUUCCAUAGGGAUGUUGGGUAUCAACACAUUGACUUUACAACAUCACUGGGAACCCUGGUAACUAAAUGGCUAUAUUUAGCUGACGAAACAUCACAGAAUUUCAGCGAGGAUUUCCUACAGCAGAUUGGUCUUCAUGAUUUAUAUGAAAAUAACUGUAGUAAAAUAGGUUCUGAAGUUCAGAUGCCCGGUUUGCCAGUAGGUAAAGGAUUAAGUGCACAAUCGGCUAGUGAAUUGGGACUCAUCCUGGGGACACCUGUUGGUGCUGGGUUAGUAGAUGCCUAUGCAGGUGGUCUAGGUGUUAUUGCCUGUGAUGUCAAAGGUCAUAACCUUGCAUGUGAGAAUCAGCCAAUCACGUCAAGGCUACCAAUUAUUUGUGGAACUUCAACUUGUCACAUGGCAAUAAGUGACAAACCAAUAUUUGUUGAUCGAGUAUGGGGUCCAUUUUAUUCGUCAAUGGUUCCAAAGUUUUGGGUAACAGAAGGAGGACAAAGUGCAACUGGUAAAUUAUUGGACCAUAUUGUGCAAACACAUCCAGCAUAUAACGAACUGAAGCAAAAAGCACAAGAAAGGUACUGUUACGGCUUGUGUGACAACAUAUAUCAAGUACUCAAUGAACGUGUUUCCUCAUUGGGUGAAAAAAGUCACAUGAAAGAUCAAGUUGGUCAGCUGACAACAAAUUUGCAUAUAUGGCCCGAUUUCCACGGUAACCGAUCACCUCUGGCUGAUGCUUCUCUCAAAGGAAUGAUAUGUGGACUGACAUUAUCAACCGAUAUAGACAACCUAGCAGUGUUAUAUCUUGCUACGAUACAGGCUAUUGCUUUUGGAACUCGACACAUCCUAGAUGCUUUAAAUGGGUCAGGUCAUGAUAUAUCAACACUGAUUGCUUGCGGUGGUCUCAGCAAAAACUCUUUAUUUAUGCAAAUCCACUCAGAUGUCACAGGUCUGCCAGUAAUCUUGCCAAAAGAAAUUGAGUCAGUGUUGCUAGGUGCUUCAAUGCUAGGUGCAUGUGCUUCCAGUGAUUACUCCAAUAUACAGGAAGUGAUGGAGAAGAUGUCCAAAGUUGGACAUGUGUUACGCCCAAACUGCAGGGAAAGAGAAUAUUACAACAAGAAAUACAAAGUUUUCUUGAAAAUGGUUGAAGAUCAAAAAGUAUACCAGAAUAUGAUGAAAUGAAAUAAAAAUAAUUAAUUAC
Messenger RNA from Saccoglossus kowalevskii, 1543 nucleotides. RefSeq names its product FGGY carbohydrate kinase domain-containing protein-like. The record is from RefSeq and is a predicted model, not a curated record. Gene Ontology annotation, biological process: carbohydrate phosphorylation; pentose metabolic process. Gene Ontology annotation, cellular component: cytoplasm. Lineage: Eukaryota; Metazoa; Hemichordata; Enteropneusta; Harrimaniidae. Gene Ontology annotation, molecular function: D-ribulokinase activity.